Rhineura floridana is the source of this 1236-nucleotide messenger RNA. It is a transcript of the gene DCPS, whose product is annotated as decapping enzyme, scavenger. Gene Ontology annotation, biological process: deadenylation-dependent decapping of nuclear-transcribed mRNA. The transcript has 6 exons. The coding region runs from base 102 to 1070 and encodes 322 amino acids. Gene Ontology annotation, molecular function: RNA 7-methylguanosine cap binding; hydrolase activity. Gene Ontology annotation, cellular component: nucleus; P-body. NCBI's taxonomy places the organism in Eukaryota, Metazoa, Chordata, Lepidosauria, Squamata, Rhineuridae. The record is from RefSeq and is a predicted model, not a curated record.
CUCCGCCAGCAGAGGGAGCUUCCUGCCCAGACGCUCCAUUAGUGAGUGAAGCGCGGGAAGCUCUGGAGACCACGACGCAUGCGCAAGACCCCCUAAUAGAGAUGGCGGAGUCCCCCAGCGCCAAGAGAAAGCGUGAUGAGAACGGAGCCGCCGAGUCCCAAGACAAAGCGGACGCGGCUAGCAGUUUUCCUUUGGCUGAAUUCUCCGUCUGUAAAGUGCUUAGGGAGUCUGCGCGGGACAAGACUAUCUUCCUUCACGGGCAGGUGAAUGGCGCUUCUGGGGAUGGCACAGAUGCUGUGGUGAUUCUGGAGAAGACGCCCUUCCAGGAGGAAAACGUCGCGGAACUCCUACAGAAAUAUACCAAGCUCCAGCUCCAGAUGUCCAAUGACAUCUACAGCACUUACUGCCUAUACCUUCCUCCUGAGCUGAAUGAGAUAAAAACUACUGUGGUGUACCCGGCAACAGAGAAACACCUUCAGAAAUAUUUGUGUCAGGAAGUGUAUCUCAUCCAGGAGACUGGGGAGGAUUACAAGACCAUUACUCUGCCUUUUAUCCAAUCGCAGAGCUUCAGCAUUCAGUGGGUAUACAACAUCUUGGAGAAGAAGGCUGAAGCUGAUAGAAUAAUCUAUGAAAACCCAGAUCCUGCUAAUGGGUUUGUUCUCAUUCCAGAUUUUAAAUGGGAUCAAAAGCAGCUAGACGACUUAUACUUAAUUGCCAUCUGCCACUGUCGGGGAAUCAAGUCACUAAGGGAUCUUACCGCUGACCAUCUGCCUUUGCUGAAGAACAUCUCACAAGAAGGGAAGGAAGCCAUAGUGAAGCGCUUUCGCAUUGCCGGAGCCCAGCUGCGAGUCUACCUGCAUUACCAGCCGUCCUACUACCACCUCCACGUUCAUUUCACUGCCCUGAGCUACGAUGCACCUGGAUGCUCUGUGGAGCGAGCCCACCUUCUCUCCGAUGUGAUUGAUAACCUCGAGUUCGAUGCCCAGUACUAUCAGAAGCGCACCUUGACCUUUGCCCUCCGGGCAGAUGAACCCCUGCUGAAGAAAUUCCAGGAUGCUGGCCGUGUCUAAACUCUCAGAAGACAGUUGAGCCAAGUGUACAUAUAUCCCAUAGGGAGCAUUUCGUAUUGUCUUUAAGACAUUUUGUUUAUGGUUUUAUAAGACUACCGGUUAUAUUUUGUGUUGCCAUUGAAACAUUUCCCCCCGUUAUCAAUAAAUGGGUAUGUUCUGAUUCGAA